Didymosphaeria variabile is the source of this 756-nucleotide messenger RNA. RefSeq lists its product as uncharacterized. Gene Ontology annotation, biological process: glutathione metabolic process; L-phenylalanine catabolic process. The transcript has a single exon. Gene Ontology annotation, cellular component: cytoplasm; mitochondrion. Gene Ontology annotation, molecular function: maleylacetoacetate isomerase activity; glutathione transferase activity. NCBI's taxonomy places the organism in Eukaryota, Fungi, Ascomycota, Dothideomycetes, Pleosporales, Didymosphaeriaceae. The record is from RefSeq and is a predicted model, not a curated record. Bases 1 to 756 code for a protein of 251 amino acids.
AUGAGCCCCUCCGAGCACCCCACCAAAACAACAUACCACCUCUACACCUUCUAUGCCUCUUCGUGCGCAGCCCGCCUGCGCAUAGCAUUCAAUCUUAAGAAUCUCUCCUACACCCCCCAUUACCGAGAUAUGGGCAAGAAAGACCACGAGUCCGACGAAUAUCGUAAAAUGAACCCUAGCGCAUCAAUCCCAACAUUAGUGAUCGAGACAGAGGGGAAAGAACCAUUCACCAUCGGUCAAAGCGUCGCAAUCCUGGAGUACCUAGAAGAACUACACCCAACCCAAACGCCGCUCCUCCCACCCCCUUCCGAUCCAGAAGCCAGAUCUCGCGUAAGAGAGCUCAUGUACAUCGUAUCAUCCGACAUCUUCCCGCCGACAAACUCGCGCAUCGCGCAGAUGGUUAAGGGGAUGAGAGGCGAGCGCGAAGACGCCAUAACCUUCGUGAAGACAAUAAUGACCCGUGGUUUCACCGCCUACGAGGCCCUUCUUUCUACUUACUUCCCCAACGCAAGGUAUUCCGCUGGCGAGGAGAUAACGCUCGCAGACGUAGUCCUCAUCCCGCAAGUCGAGCAAGCGCGCUUCUACGGCGUGAAUUUUGCGCAAUGGCCGCUGCUAAACGGAGUCAUUACGCGACUAGAAGAGCUAGAUGCGUUCAAGCAAGCCGGGUGGAGGUCACAGGGGGAUACGCCCGAGGAGGAUAGGGUGAGCGUGACUCGAGAAGAGGAGAGGGGAAAUGGGCUUGGGGCAAAGGCAUGA